CUACAGCCUGGAGGUUAAGAAGCUCUCUACUCUCUCUCUGUCUGUUGGAGACCACUCAAUAGAAAACAUCAGACUCGGAUACCUCUUAUGCGCACUGUAAAUACCACAUUUAAAUAUUGUAAUUAUUUGGCGCACUGCUCUGCUCUUCAUACAUUAAUUAAUAUUUACAGUCACUACUUGCGUGCGCACCUCUUUGGUAGGUGGAGAGAAAAUUAUUAUCACUCUCCGCAAAGCAAAGGAGUUGGGGGAGAAGUUUUGAGUGAGUGGGAAAGUCGUGCUUGCUCCUUGGACUACAUACAAUGAAGAAAUUCUGAGGUGGCAGUCUUCGUUCAUUUACGCUUCCUUUGGCUGUAUGUAACCAAGGGCUAUCUCAUGAACCGGUAUCCUCUUGCGUGGAAUUCUGUUUUCACUUAGAACUCUGCUGCCUGGACAAAUGCAUACAAAUGCAUUUAGGAGCCCAACGGACAAGGAGUGGACACGUUUCUCCGACAGCAAUAACGAGAACCCUCCUCCUGCUCCUGUCAAUAUGCACACCAGUAUUGUCUGCAGAAGAAGACUACCGAGCACAAGGUGUCGAUAUCCUCCAUCAGCUGGGCCUCACCGGCAGCAGAGAGACUCUCUCCUCUGGGAACAGCUCCUCUCCCCCCUCCUCCCCCUCUCCUCCAUCCUCACCCCCAGGAGCCGGGAUCCUACUCAGCCUGGAUGCCCACAUUGAAGCCCCCACGGGGGGCCUGUUCCCGCCGGAGCUCGGUGAGGAGUUUUCUGUUGUGGUGAGCCUAAGCUCCUGGCGAGUGAACAAUGCUUUCCUUUUCAGUGUGCGUGAUGGCAGGAACAAGCUGCAGUUUGGCAUCCAGCUGCUGCCCAGGAAGGUGGUCGUGUACACUGCCGAGAAGACCUCCGUCUACUUCACCUAUGACGUGCACAAUGGGCGUCAGAACUCGUUCGCUGUGGGCGUGCGUCCACGCUCGGUGUCGUUCCAUGCGGACUGCGGAGCGGUGCAGCAGAGAGAGCAGACUCUGACCCGGUCGCAGACGCUGGGGUCAGGAUCCGGAGGCCUACUCACCUUAGGAAGGAUGAACUCUAAAGCAGCUCAGUUCCAGGGCCUCAUAUGCCAGCUGGACAUCUACCCCUUGGCCCAGGCUGCUGCGCGCUACUGCGACUACCUUAAAAAACAAUGCCGGCUGGCCGAGACUUACAGAUCGCCCCCCGGCUCGGAUAUGGAGGUUUCCAGCUACCUGGCUUUCUCUCCUAUUCCUCUUUCUCUAGAGUCCCAGAUGGUGGUGCCCCCCUUCCUGGCUGUAGACUCCCACACCCAGCAGACCUCCACCCCAGCCGGAUCAGCCCCCAUUCCCUCUUUGGAGGGGUCCGGAACACCGUAUUUAAGCCCCUCAGAGCAGCCUCACCUGGGGGUCAGGAUCCAGACCCAGAGCUCCCUGCUAGAGCAUCUCAACUCCAUCCAUACCCCCGUCACUGCUGGCCACAACAGCCUGUCCUCAGGCACCCUCAGUGGGCUGGAGGCCCUGGGCAUCACCCGUAGAAGUACCACCCCCAGCUCCAGAUCCAGCCCAUCAAGGGGCUCAACCAGGAAGUCUCCCCAGUCUGACAAUGACAUGGAGGAGAGGAGCCCCAGGAUGCCCCAAUGGGUCACCACCGACACCCCAGGCCUAAACUCCCCUGUUGGGCAGAGCCGCUUGAAUGAUGGCCUGAGGAACAGCUCCAGCUCCCGGCCUAGGGACUCUAACCCCCAGCUCCAGCUCGCUGACCACCUCCUGGACACCCAGUUCAGAACCAACGGCACCAGCCUGUACCGGGAGAAUCAGGUGGAGACCUCAGAAGAGCAUGGCCAGGAAGGGGCCUACGAUGUGGAAAUGGGAGGCUACGACUAUGGAUAUGAGGAUCCAGACUACUUCUACGGAGACUAUGACGGAGCUUUCCCAGGACCCAAAGGAGACCCAGGUCCUCCGGGUCCUCCUGGUCCCCCUGGUCUACCUGGUCCUGCUGGGAAGAGAGGAGCUCGGGGUCCUACUGGUCCACAUGGAAACUCUGGCCUGCCUGGUCUUCCUGGUCCCAAGGGCUCCAAGGGCGAUCCAGGACUGUCCCCAGGUCAGGCCCCGCCAGGAGACAAGGGCGACAGAGGUCCACAAGGUCUUCUAGGUCCUGACGGGUUUGCAGGUCCAACGGGUCCUAAGGGCUAUCCAGGGCCACCAGGGCAGCCAGGAGAACAGGGCAUACCAGGACUUCCAGGAGUGACUGGGGCUGCAGGUUACCCUGGCAGGCAGGGUUUGGCUGGGCCAGAAGGGAACCCAGGUCCUAAAGGUGUACGCGGUUUCAUUGGGCCUCCUGGUAUAGCUGGUCCACCCGGACUGGAAGGGGAGAGAGGUAUUCUCGGUCCUGUUGGGAAGACCGGUCCCAAAGGAAAACAGGGAGUUGUUGGAGAUGUUGGUGAAAGGGGUCCUCCUGGUCCUGAUGGCAACGAGGGCCCUGUUGGUGGGACUGGCAUGGGUGGCUUCCCUGGUCUGAGGGGAGACCCAGGACCUGAGGGAGAGCGAGGACUGACUGGCAUAGUGGGAACUAUGGGACUGACUGGAAAAGCGGGGCUGCCUGGAUUGAAAGGUGAUAAGGGCGAACCUGGACUAAGGGGGGAACCAGGAGAGAUGGGUUACCAAGGUGACAAGGGUGCUGCUGGCUUGCCUGGACCUCCUGGACUCCUUGGGAAAACAGGCCCACCUGGUAAGAUGGGUGACAUCGGACCGCAGGGACCUCCUGGCCCACCAGGACCUGAGGGUUUUCCUGGAGACAUCGGUGUGCCAGGCCCCAACGGCCCUCCUGGACCCAAGGGUCUCCAAGGUGCCAGAGGGCCACAGAGACCACCAGGGCCAAAAGGAAUAGAGGGUGAUGAGGGACCCCUUGGCCCUCCUGGCGGUCCUGGCCCCACAGGUAGACCUGGGAGGAAAGGCUACAUAGGCGAACCAGGCCCAGAGGGACUAAAGGGGGAGACGGGGGAACUUGGCGGCGUUGGAAAAAACGGACCGCAAGGUCCAGCGGGCCUGAUCGGGACGUCAGGGGGAGUAGGAGAUGCCGGUGAAAAGGGAGACCGUGGUCCUGCAGGUCCAUUGGGUCCUCCUGGCGAGAAGGGAUCCAGGGGGUAUCCAGGCAUACCAGGAGGUCCCGGUGACGUCGGUCUGCAAGGCCCACUUGGUCCUCAGGGGCAGAGGGGUACACCAGGGGUCCCUGGGCCAAAGGGCAGAAGGGUAAGAGAGCUCUCUUUUUGCCCCCCUCCACUCUGUUAACCCCCUCUGUUCAGUUCUACCCAAUGAGUCAG
Molecule: messenger RNA, 3322 nt
Organism: Coregonus clupeaformis (lake whitefish)
Lineage: Eukaryota; Metazoa; Chordata; Actinopteri; Salmoniformes; Salmonidae
Gene: col24a1
Product: collagen alpha-1(XXIV) chain
Exons: 28
Coding region: 444-3290 (948 amino acids)
Cellular component (GO): basement membrane
Source: RefSeq, a predicted model, not a curated record